Brassicogethes aeneus is the source of this 3547-nucleotide messenger RNA. The record is from the annotation of a GenBank genome assembly. Lineage: Eukaryota; Metazoa; Arthropoda; Insecta; Coleoptera; Nitidulidae.
CGGCGGGCGAUCGCGUCGCCUAUUUAACCGGAUCGGGCGCCUAGCGAGCGCACAGUCGCGCACGGGUCUAGCAGACCCACUGAGGCUCCACAGGUUACGCACUCGCGUCCAUGAGGCGUAGAUUUUUCGAAGACGAUACGAUGUAGUGUCUUCGAUAUGAUUUAGGUAGUGAUGGUGCAGCGGAGAUACAAAGCAACACGUCCGAUGCUUUAAAGAUGGAUUAUUCCAGCAUACUAAGCUGUUGUCUGGCUUUCAUACUUUAUUCUAACACGUUCGAAGCCGGAUUCGUAUAUGACGACCGGAGGGCCAUCAUUACGAAUCCAGACCUCCAACCAUCGACCCCAUGGCUGGACAUCUUCCUCAACGACUUUUGGGGUACGCCCAUGUCGGACAGCGGGUCUCACGGGUCCUACAGACCCCUAGCGGUCAUAACGUUUCGCCUGAACUACCUGUUACACGGUUACGAACCUUUCGGCUACCACUUGGUGAACGUAAUUCUGCACGUGAUCGCAACCGGAUUGUUCGUCAAGAUAACAAAGAAAAUUCUGCCCAAAAGUAUAGCUGAUACAUCGGCUACCAUUUCAGGAUUACUUUUUGCUGCUCAUCCUAUACAUACAGAAGCUGUAUCGGCCAUCGUGGGUAGAGCCGACUUGCUAAGUGCUAUAGCAUUUAUGUUGUCUUUCCUAACCUACGUGAGCCAUGUGAAAUACCGAAACAUCUAUUACUUCACGCCUGAAUACAGCGCCCCACAGUACGACCUGAGGUUCCUCAAAAAAUGGCAGAAGGACAUACUCAAAACAGCAAGCAUUAAAAUCGUGAAAAAGUCCGCAGAAAUCAAUAUUAACACGCAGAGAAGGAAAACAACGUAUGUCUACGUCAAAGUGUGGUCCCAUUUCGUUGCUUCAAUAGUGCUAGCCGUUGUUGGGAUGUUGUGUAAGGAAACGGGUAUAUGUGUGCUGGGAGUUAGUUUCAUCUACGACUUGAUCAUCACGUCUUAUGCCAAACAGAAGCAACACCGCAGUCUCCUGCUUCUAUCACUGUGCACUCUGGCAACACUGUCUGCGAGGUUCUACGGGGGAAUCACUCCGGAUUUUGCCAGGGCCGACAACCCAACAGCGAAAGAAGAUUGUUUGCUGACAAGAACUUUUACGUUCUUGUAUUUACCUGUUUUCAAUUUUUUGCUGUUGGUUUAUCCUCACCCUUUGAGUUUUGAUUGGAGCAUGGAGGCUGUGCCGAGGGUGACGGGUGUUUUGGAUCCGAGAAAUUCGGUUUCGUUGAUAUUUUAUGGUACGAUAUUGACAACGUUGUACGUGUGUUACAGUAGGAUGAUCCCGCAGAAGGGGAAACACUGCAUGAAGCACAAAAUGGUGACCAUCAAAACGAAUCAAAGAAACAAAAAGGAGACGAGUACGCAGUGCGCUUUUUGUCACGAGACUUUCACCAAUCUGCACAGUUCUACAUGCAGAUUUGCUAACAACAACAAUAACAACAACAACACUUGGUCGGCGUGCGACUGUAUGGCAGUCACAUCCCCGAGAAAAAACUUGACGUUCGAAGGCACAAUAAUCUUCUCCCUUACUCUCCUAGUAAUCCCCUUCCUUCCCGCGACCAACAUGUUUUUCUACGUUGGUUUCGUGGUGGCGGAAAGGCUUCUUUACCUCCCUAGUGCGGGUUUUUGCCUCUUGUUUGGACUAUUCGCGGCGUCGUGCUGGAAACGCUACGCGAACUCUCGAAAACACUUUUCCGUCGUGUUUUUUGUUGUGUUGUUAGCGUUAAGUGCGAAAACCGUUUGGAGGAACUUUGAUUGGUACGACGAGGAAGCCCUGUUUAGGGCCGCUGUCCCAGUGAAUCCGCCUAAAGCUUUGGGGAACUUGGGCAGCGUUCUUAAUACAGCUGGACGGCUUAGGGAGGCUGAAACUGCUUACAGAGAAGCUUUGGCCUACAAACCCAAUAUGGCCGAUGUACAUUAUAAUUUAGGGAUAUUACUUCAGAGUGAAAAACGUUUGGAUGAAGCUAUACUGAGUUUCCAAAGGGCCAUACACUUCAGAUCAACGUUAGCAUUGGCCUACAUCAACCUGGCCUCAGUUCUUGUGGAAGCCAAGAGAUCGGAGGAGGCGGUCAACAUCCUAAAUCAAGUGGCCAUGCUGGAUGGUACCGGUCUUAAAGACCGUCGACAGCAUGACAGUGCUAAGGUAUCAGCACUGAUUCAGCUCGGUGAUCUCUAUACGGAGCAAGGAAGGCUGCAUAGAGCUUUAGAGAUUUAUACUGAAGCCGCUACGAGUAUACCGGAUCAUUACCCUAGACAGAAAGUCUUCAAUGUCCUUGGAAGAACCCUUUACCUCCUGAACAGGCACGAAGAGGCCGAACGAUGGUACAGAGCUGCAAUGAGGGCUGGGCCUGACAACGUCGCAUCCUAUAUAGGAUAUGGAAAACUCAUCGCCCGAAAUGUCAGCCGUAGCAGCGAGGCCGAACGAUGGUUCAGGAAGGCGCAAAAAAUUGCCCCCAACGAUCCGGCAGUGUACCACAAUUACGGCGAAUUCCUAGUGUAUCGACAUCAGUUCAGUGAAGCUGCAGAUAUGUAUGAGAAGGCAGCUGAGCUAGCACCCGACGACUAUCAGCUAUCGGUAGCUGCAGCUAUCGCCAUGCGACAAGCCAGUCGACCUUUGGAAGCCGAAAAAUGGUAUCGACGUGCGGUUGCCCUAAAACCUACGGACGCCCAAAAUUUGUCGAACCUUGGCGCCAUCUUGCACCUGAACGGAAAGUACAAAGAAGCAGCGAAAAACUACGAGGCCUCUCUACAACUGGAACCCAACGACUCGAUCACGUUGACAAACCUAAACAGGUUGCACAGCCUGAUGACUUGACGCAAAUAGUACCCACUAGACGAUGACGAAAACGACAACCUGUUGUCGUAUCGGCAAAAUUUCGACGAAUCAUCGACAAGAUGGCCGCUGGAAGGUGGUGAACGGCACAAUGGCAGCUUCAGCUUCAGCUGCGACCACUUUGGGACCACCACGCGCGUUCAAGUCGGCCAAAUUUAUGAAUAUGACAAUACGAAAGGAGGAAAGUGAUAUUUUUGUUAUGGACUACAUUUUAGGGACUUUUUAGUUACCGGGCUAUUAGGUCACCUUCCCUUACUUAUAAUUGAAGGGGUAAGUGGAAAAACAUGACAAGCACAUUCAGAAAACAAAUCACCAAACAGAUCAAGUUUUUCCACUGGGACCUUCAAUAUACAAAUCAGUAUGAGUCAGUGAUAAACCAAUUGUAAAUAAGAAAAUUUUAAAUUAAUUGACAACUACUAAUAAAAUAUUACAUAUCUUUUUAACAAGAAAAUCGAUGUUAUAAUUUUAUCAAUUUUUUGGAUUUUUCUGAAGAAAAAAAACAGCUUUUUCAUAAUUAUUGUUCCAUAUGUAAGCGAUUGUUACACUACUAAGAUGUGUGCUUUUAAUGGACCUUAACAUUAAUAAUUAAAUAAUUAUUAUUAACAUAUUAUAUGAUAAUGUAUUAUCUAUAUUAUACAUAUAUGUAUUUAUGAAUUUGAAUGUAA